Penicillium brasilianum is the source of this 1582-nucleotide messenger RNA. Lineage: Eukaryota; Fungi; Ascomycota; Eurotiomycetes; Eurotiales; Aspergillaceae. The record is from the annotation of a GenBank genome assembly.
UGUACUACUUACUACUACUAGAAAUUUAAUCUCCAUCUAAUUAUCCGCUUCCUAUCUCUUCAUUCCCGUAUUCUUCAGGCCCCAAUCUCUGCAGCGUCACCGGAUCGGUUCACCGCAGACUCCAUCCGGCCCUGUUCUUCCCCAAUUGCCGCUCCCCGCGGCCUGAACAGCUUCACCGUGCCCGCCCAGUUUCCCCGGUGUGUGUGUCGGCAAUUCUAAUGGCUCAAUCCUUACCCAACAAUUGGUUUCUGUGCCCCUUCUCCCAUAUAAGUACAUAAUACCCGUGGAGAUGACCAUUCUUCGAAUUCAUAGUGCUUUUCUUUGACUCUCUUCGAUUUCCCUCGGUCCGCAUCUAGACCGCAACGGACCGCCCGGGAGACUUUCGGCCUCGACGAGCAAGAUAGAAGACGCGCUUUACAUCCUUGUUCUCCAGCUUACAGGGCGAAGGGACAGAAAAGAAAAAGAAAAGAAAGGAGAGAAGUCCGAAAGAAAUUCCAUAUACGGCCUUGGCGCUGAGAAAAUCGGAAUUGUUUCAAUAGUUUCAACAUGCAUAUCCUGCUAGUCAAUGACGAUGGCCCACCCAACAAGCGCCUCUCGCCCUACGUGCGCCCUCUAGUCGACGAGCUCCACGCCGCCGGUCACCGAGUCUCCGUGGCCAUCCCGGCCUCCUCUCGCUCAUGGAUCGGCAAAGCCCACAUCAUCGAGGCCUCGCUAACCGCGAGCUUCGUCCACCCAGACUCCUUCCGCGACGACGGCUCCUGGGACGAAGACUACGAGCCAAGCCCUGAAUCCGCACACCUCGCCGAUUGGGUGGUCAUCCAGAACGGCACACCGGCUAGCUGCGCCCAGCUCGGUCUAUACAAUCUCUUCCCGGACCGCCCGCCAAUUGACCUGGUUAUUUCGGGCCCAAAUCACGGUCGCAAUGCCUCGACUAUCUACAAUUUAUCAUCGGGGACCGUCGGCGGGGCCCUCGAGGCUGUGUUCUGUGGUCAGCGCGGUAUCGCGAUUUCCUUUGGUAGCAAGGAUCCGCAAGCGGCGGAUGUGAUUGCCGCUGCGGCGCGGCAUGCUGUUCGGAUCGUGGCCCAUUUGCUUGGCCAUUGGGAUGAGCGUGUUGAGCUGUAUAAUAUCAAUGUCCCUAUGCGCAUUGAUGUCGAGACACAGCCGGUCUUGUAUACGCGUACUCUGCCGUAUUACUGGUCCCGUGGCUGUUUGUAUGCCGAGGCCGAACCCAAGCCUACGAAAAUGGUCAACGGUGCGUUGACGAAUGGUGUUCACAAGGAGCAGCGUGAUGGGGUUGCCGUGACUGGCGCGAAUGGCGCAAACGGCGUCAACGGUGUCAACGGCGUCAAUGGACAUAUCGAGGAGCCGAGCCGCAAGCAGCGCCAUUUCAAGUGGUCUGCUGAUUUGUCGGAUAUGAAGAAGAGACUCCAGGAGAGCGAGGAGGGUACGGAUGCACACACUGUCCUUAACGGAUCGACUAGUGUGACCGCUCUCCGCGCCAACUUCUGGCACGUCCCCGGUCUGGAUGGGCCGCUCCACCUGGAUCAAUAAAGACUUGGACAUCUCAGCAUCGGAGAAUUCA